Molecule: messenger RNA, 2751 nt
Organism: Phlebotomus papatasi
Lineage: Eukaryota; Metazoa; Arthropoda; Insecta; Diptera; Psychodidae
Exons: 4
Coding region: 1-2751 (916 amino acids)
Biological process (GO): DNA replication
Molecular function (GO): nucleotide binding; DNA binding; DNA-directed DNA polymerase activity
Source: RefSeq, a predicted model, not a curated record
AUGACGAUGGAGAUUCCGGCCGAGGAGGAGAAAUUCGUGAAGUUUCUUCAGAAAGUUAAAUCAUUCAACAAUCGUUUUAACUUUACGCAGCUCGAGUUGAGCUUUGAGCUGAGAUGUUCUGUUAGGAACACCUGCAGGGAUUCGGUAAACAAGGCUUUCAACGAAGUUAUUGGAGUUAUUCAACAGGAGGGAAGUCAGGGUGAUAGAAUAAUCCUGGAGAUAUUUCUUGAGGGGAACUCGAUCAACGAGCCCAUAUUUUUGGACCUCCGUCCUCUGGGUACUUUAACAGUGGAGACUAUAUUUUCUGCUCUGGAAAAGGUGCAGCAAUGCACAACAGCUUUCAAUGUAGCAGACGUCGUAGCUGUUAGAGCUUAUAUGUUUCAUCAAUUGGAAGGGCGGGGGAAACGUCAUAAUCCUGGAAGGAUGACACUCUCGGAGAUGAGGAGGUAUAAGCAGAAAAGCAUCAUAGAUAUUUCUGGGACAUCCAAUUGCCUAACAACAUCUAUUUUUGUUGACUAUGUACUUACCUUUAGGCCUAUGCCCACUGUUGCUAUCGCUCACAAUGCCAAAGGCUAUGAUGCGCAGUUCAUACUCGAAGAACUGUGUCAGAGGGAAGAGAAGAUCGAACCUAUUCUACAAGGUUGCAAAAUAUUGUAUGCGAAAGUUAAGGGAGUAACAUUUCUGGACUCUUUAUCCUUUAUUCCCUUCCCUCUGUCACAGUUCUCAAAGAGUUUUGGACUGCCUGAAUGCGAUAAGGGAUAUUAUCCCUAUAAAUUCAAUACCACGGAAAACCGCUCUUAUAUUGGAAGUUAUCCCCCAAUUGAUAUGUAUCCAAUUGAAUCCAUGUCCUCCCAGCAAUAUGCCGAGUUUUUAGAAUGGUAUGAGCAAGUCAAAGAACUCCCCUUUGACAACCGCAAAGAACUCAUCCAUUACUGCCGCCAAGAUGUCAAAAUUCUAGUGAAAGGAUGCCUCAACUUUAUACAUUCCUUCAUUGAAACUACAUCCUUGAAUCCCUUCUUGCAGGCUAUCACCAUAGCUGACGCUGUGAUGAAAGCCUACAGGAAAAAAUACCUUACUCCCAACACCCUUGCCAUUACCCCCAAAAACAAUUAUAAUUCCAAUUUCCUUCAAAUGCAGAGCAAAAUUUCUCUGAAAUGGCUCGUGUAUAUGAAGGAAACUUCCCAUCCCAACAUAAAGUAUGAGGUCAAAAUUCGCGGAUCUCGAUAUAUUGCUGAUGGAUAUGAUGAGGCCUCUAACACUGUGUAUAGUUUUGAGGGAUGUUUCUUCCAUGGGCAUACAUGCUUUUUAAACAGAGGGCAUGCAUUCUCAAAGAAGCCCAAUGACAACAUGCAGAGUCGUUAUGAGAGCACUCUAAAACGAUUGGAUCACAUUCGUCAAUUGGGGUAUAAUCUUGUUUCAAUUUGGGAGUGUGAGUUCCGUCGGAUGUUGGAUUCAGACCCUGUGCUUGCAGAGAGACUGAACAAUCACCCUGAAGUCGUAGAUUCAGGAUUUGAUUUACGAUCAGCGGUUUACGGGGGCCGAACUGAGGUUUUCCGUACAUAUUACAAAUGUCGCCCCGGGGAUAAAAUUUAUUACUAUGACUUCACAUCACUCUACCCGUGGGCGAACAAAUAUUCGAAGUAUUUUGUCGGGCACCCAACAAUUAUCAAAGACAUCCCAAGUCAGGAGGAUGUAUUGAAGCAUGACGGUGUGGUGAAAUGCACUAUUCUCCCACCAAGAGGCCUCUACAUCCCCUGUCUUCCCUUUAGGUGCAAUAACCGACUCUUCUUUCCUCUUUGUCGAAAAUGUGCGGAAGAACUCAAUACUGAUCGAUGUCUCCAUUCAAAUGAUGAAAGAUCCCUCACCGGAAUAUGGUCCAUUGAUGAAGUCCGUCUCGCUGUUGAUCAUGGAUACGUGAUCACAAAAUGCUUUGAAGUUUGGGCAUAUAAAACUUCUCAAUACAAUCGCGAGACGGGUGAACGUGGGCUUUUUGCCGAUUACGUUGAUAAUUUUCUCAAAAUUAAACAGGAAGCUAGUGGAUGGCCCUCGGGAGUUGAAUCUGAUUCCGAUAAAGAUAAUUAUAUCCGUGAAUUCUUUGAAAAUGAGGGGAUACAUCUUGAUAAAGAAAACAUCCGUGUUAACAAAAGUAUGCGUUCACUUGCAAAAAUAAUGUUGAACAGUUUGUGGGGCAGAUUCAUAAUGCGGGAGAAUUUUACAAAAACUACAAUUUGCAAUUCUCCUGAGGAAUUGAAUGAACUUCUUUCUUCAGAAGCUAUUGAAAUUGUACAAUUCUACCCCGCAAGCGACAACCAAUUUAUUGUUUCAUGGAAGCACAUUCAUGAUUCAGAGCCUCCAUCGAAAUACGUAAAUAUGGGUGUCGGAAUCUGCACCACAACCAAUGCAAGGAUCAAGUUGUAUUCCAUCUUAUCAAAGAUAGGACAUAAUAUCUUUUAUUGUGACACGGAUUCAGUCAUCUACGUAGUACCUGCAGGGGAAGAGAAUCCUCUUUCCACUGGUAAAUUUUUGGGAGAGUUAACUGAUGAAUUGGCUGAUUUCGGUGAGGGGGCCUUCAUCGAAGAAUUCGUGAGCACAGGGCCAAAAGCGACUGUGCUGGGACAGCCAAUAAAAAUGUCUCGUAACAACAGGACUGUGCUGGGACAGCCAAUAAAAAUGUCUCGUAACAACAGGACUGUGCUGGGACAGCCAAUAAAAAUCAUUCUUACAACAGUACUCUGCUGGGACAACCAAUAA